AGAGAGAGGGUUCAGCCUUAUCCAAUUUAGGGUUUCGGAUCAUCUCCGCUCAGUUUCCGACGCAUCGGAACCCUAAUUUAGGAUCAGGUGCCUUGAUUUAGAUCCCGAGGGGCCUACGGGGAUAAAAUUGCGAUCUUGCUAUUGUGUCUUGUUUUGUGCCUAGUCUGAGCAAUCUGGUCGGUAGGACCUUCAAUCCAGGAGAGCUAAAUUUCAUGUCUGAAUUAGACGCUCAGAUCCCUACUGCCUUUGAUCCGUUUGCUGAGGCAAAUGCUGAGGACUCAGGUGCUGGAGCAAAGGAGUAUGUUCACAUUCGCAUACAGCAGCGGAAUGGUAGAAAAAGCCUGACAACUGUCCAGGGAUUGAAGAAAGAAUUCAGCUACAACAAGAUACUUAAAGACCUCAAGAAAGAGUUCUGCUGCAAUGGCACUGUAGUCCAAGACCCAGAGCUCGGACAGGUUAUUCAACUUCAAGGUGAUCAGAGGAAGAAUGUGUCUACCUUCCUUGUUCAGGCUGGUAUCGUGAAGAAGGAGCAUAUCAAGAUUCAUGGUUUCUGAGCUGCUGGAAGCUUGAUAAUCAACUCUUACCUGCCUCGGUCCAGUCAGGCUCUUGUGCUUGGUCUUUUUAGAUGUUAUUUGUUGUUUCUAGACUUUGUUUUCUAGCGUCUGUUAUGUGGGGUUAUGGAAGCUAUGACGUUGCGUGUCAUUGUUCUUAAUAAUGUGUGUCAAAGAACUUUAAAGCAGUCUCGCAAAAUAUUCCUGUUUCUUUUUUUCAGAUGAUUUACGGACUUGGUAUGGCAUCUGGUACUCAUGAUUCUAGUACAAGUUAGUAAAAGAACUCGGCUUUUAAACAUAUAAAGCUGAUCUUGUUCUAGAUGAACUUAAUGGUUAAUUUCCACCGGGUGAAGGCUA
Messenger RNA from Neltuma alba, 908 nucleotides. RefSeq names its product protein translation factor SUI1 homolog 1. The coding region runs from base 213 to 554 and encodes 113 amino acids. Gene Ontology annotation, biological process: translational initiation. NCBI's taxonomy places the organism in Eukaryota, Viridiplantae, Streptophyta, Magnoliopsida, Fabales, Fabaceae. The record is from RefSeq and is a predicted model, not a curated record. The transcript is spliced from 6 exons. Gene Ontology annotation, molecular function: translation initiation factor activity.